AUGUCACCGUCCGGUUAUACCCACGGCGACACGCCGCAAAAGGCCAUGGUCCGGGGCGCGCUGUCGUAUCUGCGCGGGACGGGUCUCGUCGUCAACAAGACGGCCGUCUUCCGCCACUUUGGCCUGUCGCGGGCGCAGGGCUACUCGGCCAUCACAGCGCACACGUCUCGCGCCGACGAGCCCGACUGGAUCGAGUCGCGCGGUCGCCCGUCCAAGAUCUCCAAGCAGGCGCUCAGGUUCCUCGAGUACCUGCUGUGGAACGACAUUGGUAGUGCCACGCUCGACGAGGCGACCGCGGUGGCGGUCCUGGAGGGCCGGGCGUGGAGCGAGGAGUCCCAAGACAGCGGAAUCGCAACGACGGCGGAGGACGGGGUCGGCGAGGAAGAGUCCUCCUCGUCUUCAAUGGCGGCGGCACCGCCCGCAGUCACCACCGUCGCCGCGGCCGUCGCCGCCGCCGCGACGGCCACCGCCGCGACCAAGGUGGAGGGCCCGACGUGGGAGAGCCUGAUGCGUCAGGGGAGGGCGUUUGGCCUGCAGACAACGUUCAACGCGCGCACGAUGCGCCGCGCCAUGGGCACGCUGCUCUACCGCCGCUGCCUGUGCUGCCAGGGCACCUGGGUGAACCCGCAGCACCGCACGUCGCGCGUCAAGUACGCCCGCAGCCGGCGCAAGGCCCUGCCGGACGUCGACGACUGGCGGCGCGUCCGCUUCAGCGGCGAGCUGCACUUUGCGUUCGGCCUGGACGGGCGGAUGCGGCUGCUGCCGCGGCCGGGCGAAAAGUACGCCUGCCCGGCGUGCCAAAAGGCGGCAGAGGCGCAAGAGCAGCAGCAGCAGCAGCAGCAGCAGCAGCCCCAGUUGUCGGGUUGGGAUCGCGACAUCCGCCGCGUGCACGCCUGGGCGGCCAUCGGGUACGGGUACCGCAGCGACCUCGUCUUCUACGACGAGCAGACGGGGCCCAAGUCGCUGGGCAUCAUGACGCCGGCGGCGUACCGCUCGGCCGUGCUCGAGCGGGAGGUGCAGGAGUGGCCGGUCGGCGGCGGCCUCGUCUGGGAGGAGGAGCACAACCCGCACGCGGCGGGCGGCAACGCCAUCGACAAGGCGGCCGAGGCGUGGAAGGACGCGCGCCGUCUGCGGCGCCACCGCGGCUGCCCCGACGCGCCGGACCUCUGCCCGCUCGACUUCACGUUCGGCCCGCGCAAGCAGUGGCGGCUGCAGCUGCCGGACUGGGAGCCGGAGACGCUGCAGCGUGCGGCGCGCCAGGUCUGGGCGGCGGUGGACCAGGCCCAGGUGGACGCCUGGGUAGAGAGGAUGCCGCAGCGACUGGACGAGGUCAUCAAGGAAGGGGGGAGUAUGGUGAUGUGGUGA
This is a messenger RNA of Cordyceps fumosorosea ARSEF 2679, 1365 nucleotides long. Its product is annotated as HMG box protein. Gene Ontology annotation, molecular function: nucleic acid binding. Bases 1 to 1365 code for a protein of 454 amino acids. NCBI's taxonomy places the organism in Eukaryota, Fungi, Ascomycota, Sordariomycetes, Hypocreales, Cordycipitaceae. The transcript has a single exon. The record is from RefSeq and is a predicted model, not a curated record.